This is a messenger RNA of Symbiodinium sp. CCMP2592, 405 nucleotides long. The record is from the annotation of a GenBank genome assembly. NCBI's taxonomy places the organism in Eukaryota, Dinophyceae, Suessiales, Symbiodiniaceae.
AUGUACGACAAGUACACCGUCCGGCUGAGGGUAAAGUGGACCGCGGACUCGCAGCCAAAGGCUGCUACGAGUCACAGCUUAGGCAACGGUGCUCCACGCCUUUUGCUGGAGGGUCCGCUGCUGGGCAUGCUGAACCAAGUCCGACAGGUUCUGGAGCUCCAGGACAAGCUUACGGCGCGGGCGACCGCAGCCGAGGCGUCGUCGGCGGAGCGGGCCGUUCUGGCGGAGGCCCGGGCGAAGCAGGCCGAAGAAAGGGCCAAAGCCGCCGAGGCGGCCCUGGCUGCCAUCUGCCAUGCACCCGGACCGGCACCCGGAGCCUCGAGAGAAGGAUCACCAGCCGGCAUCCAGGGCCUGCCAGAGGACAGCUUGCCUGAGAUGUCUCUCCGGGAGAUAUCGGGCCUCUAA